Eutrema salsugineum is the source of this 2773-nucleotide messenger RNA. RefSeq names its product proline-rich receptor-like protein kinase PERK8. The record is from RefSeq and is a predicted model, not a curated record. Gene Ontology annotation, molecular function: ATP binding; protein kinase activity. Lineage: Eukaryota; Viridiplantae; Streptophyta; Magnoliopsida; Brassicales; Brassicaceae. Gene Ontology annotation, biological process: protein phosphorylation.
UUCUACUUUUCUCUCUCAUCGCUCUGUCAAAAAAUACGGACCAGAGACAGAGUUGUCUCCACGUUUGUCCAGCAAGAAUCGCGCUCUUCGCUUUCACCACAUUCCCCUUCUCUCUUUCCCACAUUCCUCCCUCACUUAAAGCUUUCUUUUUUUUCCAUUUUUUUCUCAAAAGCUUCUACUUUCUACUUUCUGCUUCUCGAUUCUUCCUCCAAUUUCGAAUCUUCCACAGUUUCUUCAUCUGGGUCUGCUCUGAAUUUGAUUUUGAUGCUGUUGUGCUUAAUUUUGUGUUUAAAGCUUGAGUCUUUCCCUUCUGGGUUCUCGAAUUCCUAGGGAAAAUUAGGGCUCGACUACUCUGAAUAUCGGCUUCUAGCUUAACUUGGCUACUUUGCGGUGUAAAGCUUCGAUUUUUCCUUCUGGACUGUGGAAUCAUUGAAGAUUUUUGGAAAUUAGGUUGAGUUUUAAGCAGGUUGACUUCAAUUAGAUCUUACGCCGCAUAAUUGGGAUUUGGCAAUCUAUUUUGCGCUAAUGGUGGGAUUAGUUUUUGUUCAAAAGCUUCAUUUUUGGGUUGAUUUUCGUGGAAUUGCAUCGUUAAGAAGUUUCUGAAAGGAAAGUUUAGAUUUUGUGAUCAAAGAAUGAGUUUGGUUCCUCCUUUGCCGAUUUUAACGCCACCGUCGUCAAAUUCUUCAACCACCGCACCUCCUCCGUUACCGUCUCAGCCUACCACACCGUCGGCUCCACCUCCGGUCACACCACCUCCUUCUCCGCCGCAAACACCGCCUCCGGUAGCAUCAUCAUCACCACCACCACCGGUUGCUGCUUCAUCUCCGCCGCCGUCUUCUUCUCCACCACCGUCACCACCGGUCGUCUCCUCACCUCCUCCUACCGUCGCUUCUUCCCCUCCUCCACCUCCUGUGGUGGUUUCUUCCCCUCCUCCGGCGACAACACCACCGUCUCCGCCGCAAAUCGUCUCUCCUCCUGCUCCUCCUCAGUCUUCUCCUUCACCUCCGGCACCAGCAACACCCUCUACUCCGCCUAAACCUUCUCCUUCGCCUCCGACGAAUACACUAUCUCCUCCUAAACCAUCUCCGUCAACUCCAGCAACUACAUCUCCUCCUCCUCCUCCUGUAGAAGCCACCUCUCCUCCUCCUCCUGCUUCGUUUCCGACAGAUCCUUCUACUUUAGCUCCUCCUCCAACUCCGUUACCGGUUGUUCCUAAAGAGAAACCAACUGCUAAACCAACUGGACCAGCUUCAGACAACGGAAACAACACUAUCUCGUCUGGUUCAUCGAGCAAUGGCGGUGUUGGCACUGGAGGUAUGGCAGCUAUUGGAGUGAUUGUUGGAUUGGUUUUGCUUAGCCUUUUUGUUUCGGCUGUGUGGUUUACUCGGAAACGAAAGAGAAAAGACCCUGGAACCUUUGUUGGAUAUACUAUGCCUCCUUCCGCUUAUUCCUCUCCUCAAGGCUCAGAUGUAGUGCUCUUCAACUCCCAUUCUUCAGCUCCUAAAAUGAGGAGCCAUUCUGGUAACGACUACAUGUAUGCGUCAUCUGAUUCAGGAGGCAUGGUUAGCAACCAAAGAUCAUGGUUUUCAUACGAUGACUUAGCUCAAGUCACAAGCGGUUUCUCCGAGAAGAAUCUCCUCGGCGAAGGAGGGUUUGGUUGUGUGUACAAAGGCGUUCUUGCAGACGGAAGGGAAGUGGCGGUUAAACAGUUGAAGAUUGGUGGAAGCCAAGGAGAGAGAGAGUUCAAAGCUGAAGUUGAGAUCAUUUCUAGGGUUCAUCACCGACAUUUGGUUACACUAGUCGGUUAUUGCAUCUCGGAGCAGCAUAGGUUACUUGUAUAUGAUUAUGUACCCAACAACACUCUCCAUUACCAUCUCCAUGCUCCAGGAAGACCGGUCAUGACUUGGGCUACUCGAGUUAAAGUCGCUGCUGGUGCAGCUCGUGGAAUCGCCUACUUACAUGAAGACUGUCAUCCUCGGAUUAUUCACCGUGACAUCAAAUCUUCCAACAUACUUCUAGAUAACAGCUUUGAAGCCUUGGUUGCGGAUUUCGGGCUAGCUAAAAUAGCGCAAGAACUGGAUUUAAACACACACGUCUCAACACGUGUAAUGGGAACCUUUGGGUACAUGGCUCCUGAAUAUGCAACAAGUGGAAAGCUGUCUGAGAAAGCUGAUGUAUAUUCUUAUGGAGUAAUCCUCUUGGAGCUUAUUACUGGACGGAAACCUGUAGAUACGUCUCAGCCACUUGGUGAUGAAAGCCUUGUUGAAUGGGCAAGGCCAUUGUUGAGCCAAGCAAUCGAAAACGAAGUAUUCGAGGGGCUAGUGGAUCCGAGGCUAGGGAACAGUUUCAUCCCUGGAGAGAUGUUUCGAAUGGUGGAAGCUGCGGCUGCAUGCGUACGCCACUCAGCUGCGAAAAGACCAAAGAUGAGCCAAGUGGUGAGAGCUUUGGACACGCUUGAAGAAGCUACGGACAUAACAAAUGGGAUGAGACCAGGACAGAGCCAAGUGUUUGACUCGAGACAACAAUCUGCUCAGAUAAGGAUGUUUCAGAGGAUGGCUUUUGGGAGUCAAGAUUAUAGUUCUGAUUUCUUUGAUCACUCACAGUCUCAUAGUAGCUGGGGAAGUCGUGAGACUCGUGACCAGUCCAGAUUUGUACCUUAGUUAUUACUUAUUAGUAUUGGUUUUUGCUACUUUCUUCUUUCCCUUUUUGAAGAUGUUUUGUAUAUUCUUUUGCACGAUAUAAUGAAUUUUUAAAUAUACAUAUAGAAAAUUUG